AUGCUAGCAUAUCACCAACUGCAUCGAGUCAUGAACCAGACUAUGCUCUCCGAAACCUCAUCAUGGUCACCAGCAAACCCCGAACCACCGUCGGACCUGUUAACAGACUUUGUGAAUGCCUACCGCGAAAAGAUCUACUUCCAACCACUUCCGCUGUUCGACCCGAAGCGUCUCCAGCUCAAGACCGGGACAGUACCCCAGUACCUCCGGUGGAGCUUCCUAGCUUUUUCGCUUCAUUAUACAAGUCAUAACUUCUACUAUGGGUUAGAAGCGAAGGCUAUUGAGUACUACACCACUUCAGCAAGGAGUGUAGUUGUUGAUAUGGCGGCAGAAGGGCUGGUGAAGUUGGAGGUUAUGCAGGCUUUGUGUCUACUUGCUUUGUGUGAUCAUAUUGCUGGAAAGUCUUCCCGGGCGUGGAUGAUGAUAGGGAUGGCUGCAAAGCUGGAGUCACUUCGUCUUUCGGACUCAAAAGCCAGUGGUUCACGACAGUCUGAUGAUGCGGUCUCAAGAUGCCACUGGAGCAUCGCUAUCCUGGAAAGCACCUUUACUCCCCACUGCAACACUCUUUUCGAAGUAGCCCACGCACCGAAUUAUCCCAAGAGCGUACCGCGACCAACGACUCUGCAUGGGAUGAAGACGUAUUGCGCUGACUUAACAGAUGCAUACGAAGCAAACGUCCAAGACGUAGGGAUUGUCGCAACUUGUCUCGGCUACAUCUCCGUUUGGGGUAGUAUUAUUUCUUACCUUCGCGACAUCCGCAACGGAGCGAAUGAGUACCCAUGGCUAGCGACGUCAAGGCACAAUCAACUCACGGUCAAGCUAUACGAGCUCGAAAACAUCACUUCCCAUCGCCAUCUCAUCCGCAACGCCCCAUUCCCAGACCAACCACCUUCCGAACUCAGCGAAAACAGAGAAUACUGGGCGCCUUGGGUAUUAUUCCAAGUACUCAUGCACGCCACCCAAGCCAUUCUCAACAAUCCCUUUGUGCAACUCGUCGCUCUCCGCCGCGCCGGUCGGAAUUUCCAACCACGGUCCUUUCUGCAGAAUACAGUUGAUCACGCUUUAUUCCACGCCGAGUGGGUUUCUAGACUUGUGAGGAUGUGUGCGGAUAGACAGUUUGAGGUGAAUGAUCCUUUAGUUGGACAAGCUGUUGCGGGAUGUGUUUCGAUAUUGUGGAUAUUUCAGUUUGCGAGGGAUAGGAAGGUUUCGGAGAAGGCGAAGGAGAAUCUGGGGAUUUGUGAGACGUUCCUGGAGCACUUAUCGCGGAAGUGGCCUCAUAUUGCUGAAAAGGUCGAGAUUCUACGAACGCUCAACAUCAAAGUGAAAAAGAAGCGACAAUCGCCCCAAGAUGACGAAUCGAGCAGCGCGACUAUUCAGUUUGAACCAGAUAUGAUGUGGGAGCUUCUUGACCCUGCAAUGUCGGGCGUUGACUGGGCGAGUUUGUGCAAAGCAGGAGGGACUUAUGCUGCGACGAGCGCUACUAUCAAGGUUGCGACGAAGUUUAUACAUCCGAUUAAUAGCGAUGAGGAUAAUGCGCCGAUGGAGAAUGUUUCGCAUAAUUUGUUUGACCUGGAAGAUAUUUAUGGGGAGCCGUUUUUGGAUCAGUUCUUUUCUGACUCUUUGCUUGAAGCCGAGUUUGCCUUGAGAACCUCGCCGUCCAAUCAUCGCGAUACACAAAGGCGCGGAUACGGCUUGCCUGGUCGGCAUACGUAUGUUACGCAGCAGGGUUAUGAUGCCGCUCUUGCUGAGGCGCAGAUCUUCAACCAUACGCGCCAGCUACGGGAGGCGGGAUACAACGUGAGAGCAGUCUGGAGAGGUCCCGAGAUACCUGGGACCGAAAUGAGUAAGCACAUGAAAGACGUCCACUGGAACGUUGCCGGUAUUGGCUUUGGAGUCCGAGGAUCUCAGAUUUCAGAUGUCAUCACGCUCUUCGAAGAAACCCUUGAUAUAUACCGCGAAGAAGCGCCGGAUGCCAAAUAUGUGUUCAACUAUAAUCCAUUGACCUUUCUAUGGUCCGUUAAACGGUAUUUCCCGCUGUCGAGUGACUGUAGAGAUCACCCGGGAAAAGACUUGGGAUACAUCACGAUUUGCAAUGGGGCGUGUACUUAA
Molecule: messenger RNA, 2109 nt
Organism: Fusarium oxysporum Fo47
Lineage: Eukaryota; Fungi; Ascomycota; Sordariomycetes; Hypocreales; Nectriaceae
Product: fungal specific transcription factor domain-containing protein
Exons: 10
Coding region: 1-2109 (702 amino acids)
Cellular component (GO): nucleus
Source: RefSeq, a predicted model, not a curated record